This is a messenger RNA of Cantharellus anzutake, 873 nucleotides long. RefSeq lists its product as uncharacterized. The transcript has 7 exons. The record is from RefSeq and is a predicted model, not a curated record. NCBI's taxonomy places the organism in Eukaryota, Fungi, Basidiomycota, Agaricomycetes, Cantharellales, Hydnaceae. Gene Ontology annotation, cellular component: membrane. The coding region runs from base 319 to 873 and encodes 184 amino acids.
GUGCGGUAGAGAGAAGCCUCGGCCACGAUGCAAGCUCAAUGGGAAGCAUUAUCUUGUUCCUUUUUUGGAUGCUGAUUCAAAAACAUUCACUAGUAGCCACCAGAGAAGCCAUGAGCCAAAGCGGUGCUGGAAUCAAUUUGGUCCGAGUUAAUCGUGCUGCAAUAGUGCAAUGCGGUAGGCGCCCGGCAGUGCGGCUACGUCUGUCCGAAACCUUUCCCGCUCCGAAGUCUCUUUCACGGAGGGUGUGAUUCCGCAGAGGCACGUUUAGGUGGCAGAUUUGUCGACUAGAAUCACUAGCCAAAGCCGAGUACAGCUUGGAUGAAAAGUGACAGGAUCGAGAAUAUUGACUGCAACGGAUGCAAAAUGCCCCCUCGGUCUUUGUCUGUUCUUCGUGAUAACGCCCUCGCCCAGACGCAGAAUAUAUACCAGGCUCGUCACUCGAAUAUUGUCCGUCUUGAUUCAUCAGCUAUGUUGCGCCAGGUGCCCAUCUUUAGUGCCGUCUUUGUCUCUGAUCUCACCUUCCUUGUCGCUAUGCCGGCUCGUUAUGUGUACACCGAAAUUGCCACAAGUUGGAUGAUUAUACCGGCUGUGGUGGACGGACUGUCUGCAUCCUUGAAAUUGGGACGGUCAGGGGGUUCGGCCCCCAGCUCCACAUCGUCCGAGAAGAAUCCCGAGGCGAUGUUCGAUGGACGAUAUGUGUCCUUGACUCCCAGGAUAGGGUUCAUGUUGACCGGGAUCCGCAUAAAUUCGAUUUUACUGCUCAUCCGGGCAGUGUAUCGCAUGAUCGAGCCAAGUGAUGGUUGGAACGGUAGUACCAUCCGGACAGAAGCCUAUUUCAACGUCUUCGACGCGCUCUUCGACGUUGCUUCUUAA